UCGUCGUCAUCUUGGAUUUUUUGCCUGCUGUCGUACAGAUCAUUGUCGUUGGUGUGGGUGGAGGUGUUGUGAUGAAAACUCGCGGACUUGCGAUUGCGACGAAGUUGAAAAUAACGGACUUAGUGCUGGUGCCAUAAUAGGGAUUUCCUGCGCAGCUAUAUUUGCAUUAACCGUCGUGACAUCAGUCUGUGUUGGUUUGUGUUAUUAUUACGGGUCACGCCAAAGAAAACCUGUGCGGCCAGGCACAAAUAACCUCUCUACCGUAGCAUACUCGUCAAAUUACCCACAUCCGCCACCUAGCUACUCACAAAACAGCGCAUACAUGCCACCGCCUUAUUCUACCGAAUACCCGGAGAAAACCGUUUGGAAUCCCCCACCGUACAACCAGCUGAACAUGAAUCCUCCCCAACCCCAGCCUGAUAGUCAACUUCAUCAAUAAACGUGUUCACUAA
Messenger RNA from Ciona intestinalis (vase tunicate), 452 nucleotides. The record is from RefSeq and is a predicted model, not a curated record. Lineage: Eukaryota; Metazoa; Chordata; Ascidiacea; Phlebobranchia; Cionidae.